AUGGGUACCGACUACUACAAACUACUCGGCGUCAGCCGAGACGCAUCCGAAGAUGAACUCAAGAAGGCAUACAAGAAGAUGGCAUUGAAAUGGCACCCUGACCGUAACAAAGGCUCAGAGGAAGCUAGCAAGAAGUUCAAGGAGAUCUCAGAGGCCUUCGAAGUUUUGAGUGACAAGCAAAAGCGUACUAUCUACGACCAAUUCGGCGAAGAGGGCCUCAAGGGCGGAGGCGGCCCUCCACCUGGUGCCGGUGCCGGCGGCAACCCGUUCGCAGGGUUCUCCUCUGGCGGCUUCCCUGGCGGUGGAUCAACAUUCACUUUCACGUCUGGCCCAGGCGGAGGCUUCGGUGGAGGUCGUGGUGGUGGAUUCCAGGCGUCCGACCCCAUGAAGAUCUUUGAGACCUUCCUCAAUGGUGGCAUGGGCGGCAUGAAUGGUAUGGGCGGUAUGGGAGGUUUCCCCGGGACCUCAGGUACUUCACGGCGCGCCGCAUACGAUGACGACGAUGACGACGAUAUGGGCGGCUUCUCGUCGUUCGGCGGGAUGCCCGGUGGGAUGCCUGGCGGCAUGGGCGGCCGUCCCAGACCAUCACGCUCUGCGUCCGGAUUCGGCGCAGGCCCCUCUUCACCAGCCGCUCCCGCAGAAGUAACACGACCGAUUAAGGUCUCGCUCGAGGACCUCUACACCGGCGCGACGAAGCACCUGAAGGUCGGCCGGAAACUUGCAGAUGGACGACAAGAGGAUAAAAUGGUGGAGAUCGUCAUUCAGCCUGGCUGGAAGCCCGGUACGAAAGUGCGUUUCCCGAAGGCAGGCAACGAAACCGCCAGCGGAGAUGCGCAAGACCUCGUCUUCGUCGUCGAGGAGAAGCCCCACGAGAAGUAUGCGCGUGACGGCAACGAUCUCAUUGUGAAGGAGAAAAUACCCCUUGUCGAGGCGCUUACCAGCGAAGGCGGCAAGCGCACCAUUACGCUGCCUGACGGACGGAAGCUACAGGUGAACAUACCUGCCGGUGUCAUCAAGCCGGGCCAGGAGACACGGGUACUGCGCGAAGGCUUCCAGUACAGGAAGCCGACGCCAGGACGGGGCGAUCUCCUCGUCCGUUGGGAGGUCACCUUCCCUGACCGUCUCUCGGCCAGCCAGAAGGAGGACGUGAAGAGGGUCCUUGGUGCAUAA
Peniophora sp. CBMAI 1063 is the source of this 1170-nucleotide messenger RNA. The record is from the annotation of a GenBank genome assembly. Lineage: Eukaryota; Fungi; Basidiomycota; Agaricomycetes; Russulales; Peniophoraceae.